Messenger RNA from Orycteropus afer afer, 1363 nucleotides. It is a transcript of the gene SETD6, whose product is annotated as SET domain containing 6, protein lysine methyltransferase. Gene Ontology annotation, molecular function: protein binding; protein-lysine N-methyltransferase activity. Gene Ontology annotation, cellular component: nucleus. The record is from RefSeq and is a predicted model, not a curated record. NCBI's taxonomy places the organism in Eukaryota, Metazoa, Chordata, Mammalia, Tubulidentata, Orycteropodidae. Gene Ontology annotation, biological process: peptidyl-lysine monomethylation.
UGGGACCAUGGCGACCCAGGCAAAGCGCCGGCGGCUGGCGGGCUCCAUGGGCGGCGGUGACGCGGAUCCGGACCCGGUGGCGGGCUUCCUGAGCUGGUGCGGGCGGAUGGGGUUGGAGCUGAGUCCCAAGGUGGCGGUGAGCAGUCAGGGCACGGUGGCCCGCUACGGCAUGGUAGCCCGGGAGACCGUGCAGCCCGGGGAGCUCCUGUUCGCGGUGCCGCGGGCCGCGCUCCUGUCUGAGCACACCUGCUCCAUCGGCGGCCUGCUAGAACGAGAGCGAGGCGCGCUGCAGAGCCAGUCGGGCUGGGUGCCUCUGCUGCUGGCGCUGCUCCACGAGCUGCAGGCCCCGGCCUCGCCCUGGAGCCCCUACUUCGCCCUCUGGCCCGAGCUGGGCCGCCUGGAGCACCCCAUGUUUUGGCCCGAGGAGGAACGCCGGCGACUGCUCCAGGGCACAGGUGUGCCCGAGGCCGUGGAGAAGGAUUUGGCCAACAUCCGCAGCGAGUACUAUUCCAUAGUCCUGCCUUUCAUGGAAUCCCAUCCCAAUCUCUUCAGCUCCAGGGUUCGCUCCCUAGAACUCUACCAGCAGCUCGUGGCUCUUGUGAUGGCCUACAGCUUUCAGGAACCACUGGAGGAAGAGGAGGAUGAGAAGGAGCCGAAUUCCCCAUUGAUGGUGCCUGCUGCAGACAUACUAAACCACUUAGCUAAUUACAAUGCCAAUCUAGAAUACUCACCAGACUGUCUUCAGAUGGUUGCCACCCAGCCCAUUCCUAAAGGCCAUGAGAUUUUCAAUACUUACGGACAAAUGGCUAAUUGGCAGCUGAUUCACAUGUACGGUUUUGUUGAACCAUAUCCUGGCAACACGAACGACACAGCUGACAUUCAGAUGGUGACAGUUUGUGAAGCUGCAUUACGGGGAACAAAAGUUGAAGCUGAAAGGCUCCUACUACGUGAACGUUGGGAUUUCUUAUGCCAGCUGGAGAUGGUAGGGGAAGAAGGAGCCUUUGUGAUUGGGUGGGAGGAAGUGAUAACUGAAGAGGAGUUGACUACCACACUCAAGGUACUGUGCAUGUCUGCCGAGGAGUUCAGAGAGUUUAAACACCAGGAUGGAUGGGAAGAUAACAGGGGAGAGGACAGCCUGACAAUCACAGAUAUCCCCAAGCUCAGAGCAUCGUGGAAACAGCUUCUUCGGAACAGUGUUUUGUUGACCCUACAAACCUAUGCCACAGACUUAAAAACUGAGCAAGAUUUACUCAGUAAUAAGGAGGCGUAUGCUCAACUCAGCUGGAGGGAACAGCAGGCCUUACAGGUUCGCUAUGGUCAGAAGAUGAUCUUACAUAACUUGUUGCAACUGACAAGUAAGUAG